Messenger RNA from Spirometra erinaceieuropaei, 828 nucleotides. Lineage: Eukaryota; Metazoa; Platyhelminthes; Cestoda; Diphyllobothriidea; Diphyllobothriidae. The record is from the annotation of a GenBank genome assembly.
AUGGAACGCAUGGAGAACGCGGCCGGCAGGUGCACGAAAACGAAGAUAAGUUUGAAAGUGAAGCCGGAGAAAAAGCCAGUCUUCAAGCAGAGCCGACGAGUCCCGUUUGCGGUACAGUCGUCCGUAGAAGCUGAACUAGAAAGACUACAGGAAAAGGGCAUAAUCUAUCCUACCAAUUAUUCAGCUUGGGCUGCUCCAGUCGUGGCGGUGAAGAAACCCAACGGACAAAUACGAUUAUGUGCGGAUUAUUCAACGGGCGUGAACGACGCACUAGAAGAUUAUCAUUACCCGCUGCCAACCUUAGAGCAGAUUUUUGCUACUCUAAAUGGAGGGAAAGUCUUUGCAAGGAUCGAUCUAUCCGAAGCUUACUUGCAAAUUGAGGUGGACGAGAAAUCGCAGGAACUUUUGACCAUUAAUACGCACAAGGGUCUCUUCAGAUACACUCGCCUAAACUACGGCGUGAAAACGGCGCCUAGUGUGUUCCAGCAGAUUAUGGAUGCGAUGCUUACGAAUGUUCCCGGGACUAUUGCAUAUCUGGACGAUAUUUUGGUUGUCGGUAAAUCAGAGGAAGAGCUGACUCAAAGGCUGGACCAGGUUGUGGACAAUCUGAUCGACUACGGCCUUAAGAUCAAUAUGGAGAAAAGUGAAUUUUUGCGGAAGGAGAUCCACUAUCUCGGGUUCAUAGUCAACGAGAAUGGGCGUGCCCCUGACCCAGAGAGGGUGAAGGCAUUCCAGAACAUGAAAGUGCCGAAGAACACGAAGGAGCUGCAAUCGUUUAUGGGGUUGGUCAGCUACUACGUCUGUUCAUCACUGGGUUGCACAGUUUAA